This is a messenger RNA of Macroventuria anomochaeta, 1352 nucleotides long. RefSeq lists its product as uncharacterized. The transcript has a single exon. Lineage: Eukaryota; Fungi; Ascomycota; Dothideomycetes; Pleosporales; Didymellaceae. The record is from RefSeq and is a predicted model, not a curated record. The annotation marks the transcript as partial. Gene Ontology annotation, cellular component: nucleus.
AUGCCUUCGUGGGCAAAAGUCUUAGACGGAAAGCCUAAGCCUGAGGAAAGACUGAGGGCGCUCGCCAAUGCUUACAAGAAGUACUCCCCAAGGACGAUUCUUCGAGAAGCCCUUGGAUACUACGAUAACAUCCUCCCAGAAGUCCCGGAUAUUGCCCGCCCCCUCGUUGACCACAUCAUCGUCAUCUGUGUUGACACCGAGUCCCAUACUCUCAACACGGACCAGAUGACAGAGCUCGGUCUUGUCCACAUUUCACGUAAGACUGCCCAGGGUGUUGGUCCUCCCGGGCCACACGGUUGGAAGCUGCAAGAGGCGCUGCAAUUCCUGCACUUUCGCAUCGCCGAACAUGCUCACUUGCACUCCAACCGAGAAGAUUCGGCUGGUCCACUAGGAAACCGCUUCGGCAGUACCCGUUUUACUACCUUCCAAGAACUUCGUGUCAUUCUUGAGUACCUGUUCAACCAAGAGAUUGAGACCAACGAGCCCGAGCUGAAAGGCUGCAAGUGUCCAAUUGUCCUUAUCGGCCAUGCGCUUAAGCAUGAUGUAGAGAACACGACAAAGCCGGGACUGGACUACGACAUCACCGACAAUCUCACCCUUGUUGCCAAAGUUGACACCCAGUCUUUGGCCCGUGAAGUGAAAGUUUGGAUCCCUCCGUCCGACAUGUCGACAAACGAGAUCGGUCUGAGGGUGCUAAUCGAGAAGCUCGGAUUCGAACAUGUUGAUGACCACACUGCAUGCAACGAUGCUGCCCGGACCAUGAUGUGCGCAAUCCACAUGAUCCUGCCAGACGGCCUCCUGGAGUCAGACAACCCCUCUAUGCAGGCUGUGGCUAACCGAGUUGAAAACUUGAGUAAGGAAAUGUCUUCUGCGCCCUAUGGCACAGUCUUGGUUUGUACACGCUGUGGUUGGCGCGAUCAUUCGGUAGAGGAUUGCACGGCCAAUGUUACAUGCGCAGCAUGCAAGAGUUUCGACAUUGGACCUGACCACGAUGAGAACGUCCACAGUCACAUCGAGACGUACUGUCCACAUGUGGCUAGGUUCAAGGCCUGGGCGCGUCGUUUUCGAGACGCGUCCAAGAAGUACGGCACGAAUCUAAAGGCAUUUCCCGAGGCUGUGGCCGAGGGCCCAGGGCUUGACGCUCAUCCGUGGUCGACAUGGCCAGAGGACGUUGGGUGGCCGCUGAGGGAGUUGUCGGAUGUCCUGGUCGGCAUGAACUGGGUGAGCGACCCCCCUCAUCUCCGGGAGCCUCCAGCUUUCGCCCGCAACAUGCAGGCAGCUCUUGGUGGCCUUUCAGUUCCACCAAACGGCAACUGGGUCAUGAUGGCGGCUCAUGGCUCCAGGAACGGUAC